This is a messenger RNA of Meira miltonrushii, 1020 nucleotides long. RefSeq lists its product as uncharacterized. The record is from RefSeq and is a predicted model, not a curated record. The coding region runs from base 1 to 1020 and encodes 339 amino acids. The transcript has 2 exons. Lineage: Eukaryota; Fungi; Basidiomycota; Exobasidiomycetes; Exobasidiales; Brachybasidiaceae.
AUGAGACACUUCCUCUCUAUUCCCUUCUCUUGCAUUCUUUUGAUAUGCCUAUGCUCUCUCGCAUAUGCACAGGUCCAUCUUGUGGAAGAAUUCAAGCCUGAACAACCGCCAAAAGGAGAUGAUCGACUAAUUUACUUGGUAGGCCCACAUCGAGACCGAUACAAUGUAACGUUGGCUGAUACGGAUGGAGGUGAAACGACACAACAAAACGAAUCCGAAAUCACAUGUGGUUACAAAAAUAAUAACGCAAGAAGAGUUUUUACAAGUCCAUGUCAAGUUAAGCUUGAAAAGGCAGGAGAGGAAAAGUUUAUGGUUCGAUGUAGUAAAUGGGUGAAAGAAGAAUAUGCGUUGAUCGAAUUCGAAAAAGGACAAAAGCCAGCUUUCAGUAUUCCUUCUGAUGCAAAACACGUUUGGGCAGGUUUCACAUCUGAUUCGAAAAAAGCAAAGUUGAGGAAAUCAAUCAAUGGCGAAAAAGUGUUUGGCAAACAGCAUCUGAUGACCCGUCUUCCUACUUUGCUGAUCGUCAGCUUGUCGAUCUGUUUGGCAAUCUUUACCCAAAGAACGGUAGCCGAAGUGCAUCUCGAAAAGGACUUCAAGCCUGAGCAACCGCCACAGAAAGAUACGAGGUUCGUCUAUCUUGUUGGACCGGAUCGUGGUUUGUACAACAUCUCUCUUUACAAUCCAUACGAUGCGCCUAAUUCGGAUAUCACUUGUGGUUAUACGUUAUCAAAACACGGCAAAAAAGUACUUAAAAGUCCUUGUCAAACAUCUGUGGCAAAAGGAUCACAAGAAUUCAAAGUGACUUGUCAAAAUUUAAAAGAAGAUAUGGCUUUCAUUAGCUUUUACCCAAAUGAAGUUCCGGAUUUUUCAACUGCUGAAGAACAUGUUUGGGCUGGUUUCACUUCUGAUCCUCCUAAUCAACCUCUUCGACAUUCUUCUGAUGAUGACAUCAAGGGUAAAGCCAUUAAUGAUAGCAUUAUCGUCAAUUGUGCCAAUGAUCGCCGUACUCCGUUGCAAUGA